UGUUAAAACAUUGAAAAUAAUUUAAUUUGCGCUCAGUUUUAAAUUGUAUAAAGUGCACGAGAGCGAGGACUUUUAUUUUGAAUUGUCACUCCACCGUCCAAAGUAAGUGAUGCAGAGUCUUUGCUCUGACGAAAUAGAAGUUUUGGGCUGCUGAAGAGGUUCGUGUUUGGACAAGUGAGGCAAAACAAGCAAGAAUGACUAACAUUUGCUCUUAAACAUUACACGAGUUUCUUAAAAAAAAAGAAAAGAAAAAAAAAAAAAGACCAGAGAUGGAAUAACUUCAAUCAACGAUUAAGAGGCUAAACUCCGACUGUAGGCUGUCUAGCUCGAUGCUAUCUUGAACGAAGACAGCACAAAUUACAGCGAAAAGUCGCCUGUGUUUGAGAGCGAGUACUGCAGGACUUCAGCCGAACUACAACCAGGUAUGGACGACCCAACAGCCCUGGAGAUUUGGAUCUGUUUAAAAUAAGCACUUUGUCGGUGAUCAGAUGUGGCUGCUCGGACUGGAGAGGAGAGACGUGUCACUGCUAAAGCGGCUGGAGCAGAAGAGAUAGUCUCAGUGCCGACAUCUGUUCAUUCAUCUGCCCGGUCCGUCCCUCACCAGUGUUCAGUCAGCACAUAACCGGACCUGUUGGCUUUACUUCACUGCCUGGUGAAUUUGACACUCGGCCCUAAUCUAGUGUGGAAGCGACGCGCGUAUGUCGACAUGGGUUCUCUGUUUCGCAGUGAGGAGAUGUGUCUGGCCCAGCUCUUCCUGCAGUCCGGUUCCGCUUACGACUGCAUCAGUGAACUCGGCGAACUCGGACUGGUGGAGUUCAGAGAUCUCAACCCUAGUGUGAACUCCUUUCAGCGCAAGUUUGUCAAUGAGAUCAAGAGAUGUGAGGAGAUGGAGAGGAUUUUGGGAUAUCUUUUGAGGAAAAUUAAAAAAGAAGACAUCCAGUUGCCAGAAGGGGAGGUGAACCCAGCCACACCCUUACCCAAACAUGUGAUGGGCAUAAUGCUUCAGAAACUGGAACUGGAGCUGAGUGAGGUCACCAGGAACAAAGAGAAACUCCAGAAGAAUCUCCAAGAACUGACCGAGUACACACACAUGCUUCGCAUCACACGCAACUUUAUGCAUCGCAGUGCAGAGAGGGAACCUGUGCAGGUCCAGUAUGAAGAGUUCCCCUUUCUAGAGAAAGAACCCAUGAUGGACUACACCAGCAUGCAGAGGCUUGGAGCUAAGCUAGGGUUCAUUUCUGGGCUCAUCCAUAGAGUAAAGAUCGAGGCGUUUGAGCGAAUGCUCUGGAGAGUGUGCAAGGGCUACACCAUCCUCAGCUACUCCGAGAUAGACGAGGUCUUGGAAGACCCUGAUUCAGGUGAGCCAACCAGAAGUGUGGUUUUCCUCAUCUCCUACUGGGGAGAUCAGAUUGGACAGAAGGUUAAGAAGAUAUGUGACUGCUACCACUGUCACCUGUAUCCGUAUCCCAACAAUAACGAGGAGAGGGCAGAUGUGGUGGAGGGGCUCCAUACACGCAUUCAGGACCUGCACACGGUUCUUCACCGCACUGAGGAUUACCUGAGGCUGGUGUUAAUAAAGGCCUCAGAGUCUGUGUACACUUGGGGGAUCCAGGUUAAGAAAAUGAAGGCCAUAUACCACAUCCUCAACCUCUGCAGCUUUGAUGUGACAAACAAGUGCCUCAUAGCUGAGGUGUGGUGUCCUGUUAAUGAUCUGCCUGCAAUUCGGAGGGCGUUAGAGGAGGGCUCGAGAAAGAGUGGAGCAACAGUUCCCUCUUUUGUCAAUCGAAUCCCAAGCAAUGACACUCCACCAACUCUCAUACGCACAAACAGGUUUACCUCAGGCUUCCAGAAUAUAGUGGAUGCCUACGGUGUGGGCAGCUACAGAGAGGUCAACCCAGCUCCAUACACAAUCAUUAGCUUUCCCUUCCUGUUUGCUGUGAUGUUUGGAGACCUUGGGCACGGCAUCAUCAUGGCACUGUUCGCUCUGUGGAUGGUUCUCUAUGAGAAUGACCGCAAGCUGAAGAAAACCAGGAAUGAGAUCUGGAACAUGUUUUUCGAGGGCCGUUACAUCAUUCUGAUGAUGGGCGUAUUUUCGGUCUACACCGGACUAAUAUACAAUGACUGCUUCUCCAAAUCACUCAACCUGUUUGGCUCAGGAUGGAGUGUCAAAGCCAUGUUUGACCAUGGAACCUGGACCAUGAACACAAUCCGCUCAAAUGGCUUCCUUACACUGGAUCCAAAUGUCACAGGAGUUUUUAAAGGGCCCUAUCCACUGGGGAUUGACCCGAUUUGGAACCUGGCAUCAAACCGUCUCACCUUCCUCAACUCCUAUAAAAUGAAGAUGUCUGUGAUUUUAGGAAUAAUUCACAUGACGUUUGGUGUCAUCCUUGGAGUUUUUAAUCACCUGCACUUCAGACGGAAGUUUAAUCUCUACCUGAUAUUUCUGCCUGAGCUGCUCUUCCUGCUGUGUCUCUUCGGGUAUCUAGUGUUCAUGAUCAUCUAUAAGUGGCUGGUUUUCACAGUCAGAGACUCGCAGGCGGCUCCCAGCAUCCUCAUUCACUUUAUCAACAUGUUCCUCAUGCAGGAGGACUCUAGCCAGCCGCUCUUCCCAGGACAGACUGGUCUUCAGGUGUUCCUGUUGAUUGUGGCCCUGUUCUCUGUGCCUGUGUUAUUACUGGGCAAACCUCUCUACCUCUACUGGCUACACAAGGGCAGAAACCGUCUGGGCAUAUACAGGGGUUACCAGCGUGUACACCGAAGCAGUGAAGAAGAGCUCUCUCUCUUGCACACUCAUGAUAUGGAGGAGGCCAGCAGCCUGGAAAGCCAUUCCAGCAGUUCUGACAGCCAAUCUGAGGAGUUUGACUUUGCAGAUGUUUUCCUGCAUCAGUCCAUCCACACUAUAGAGUACUGCCUGGGCUGCAUCUCUAAUACUGCGUCCUACCUCCGGCUGUGGGCUCUCAGCCUGGCACAUGCCCAGCUGUCUGAAGUGUUGUGGGCGAUGGUGAUGCGGGUGGGUCUGCGUGUGGACACCAGUGUGGGGAUUGUGUUCCUGGUGCCUGUGUUCGGACUGUUUGCUGUCCUCACUGUGUCUAUCCUGCUGGUGAUGGAGGGACUUUCUGCCUUCCUACAUGCCCUCAGGCUCCACUGGGUGGAGUUUCAAAACAAGUUCUACAGUGGUGCUGGUGUCAAGUUUGCGCCAUUUGCCUUCUCUCUCUUGCACAGCAGCUUUGAGAAUGAAGGGCUGUUAUGAACUGUGUGACACUAAAGAACGGAGCAGAGCUGCACGUUUCAUUGCUGGGCUCUCUCAGUGAUUUUAACGGAUUUAUAUACAGUGUUGUUGCACUACAUGCCAAAUUGGUCCAUCCAAAUACGGUUGUGGAUUGUCUGGAGAUAUCAGAUAACAGUGGGAACGUCUCCCAACAGACUGAACAGAUUUCUGAGCCACAUAAGAUGUUUGAUGGUUUUCGGACAUGCAACAAUAAUACACUGAGAUCAUAAGCAAAACCUGAAGAGACUUUGAAUUGGAAAUAUGACUCAUUGCCCUCGAGUAGUGCUUCAGUUCUGUUGAAUGUAUUACAUAAUUUCUACACACUCACAAAAGUGCUGGUUGGUUAUCAAUUUUCUACCAUGUUGCCUGAUGGCUAUGCAGAGAUGGGAAGUCUCUACAAAGCUGAGCUUAUUCCAUGAAUGACUUUAAGAUUCCUUAUAUACAGUGUAAAAAAAACUUGAUGGGAGUUUCUUUAUUUGCUCACCCAAGUCUUCAUAAUUUGAUUUUAACUGAAGAUGUAAAUUCCAGAGCUGUAAAUUUUUCCUCUUCUCAUUUUCAGUGUGUUGAAACCACCUUUCCCAUAAGGUAAAUUCAUCAAAUGUAAUGGUACUCUUGAAAAAAUGGUUAAAGAUAAUACAAUCAUGGGUUUAUUAUACAGCAGUUUCUUGACACAGAACUGAUAGAUGUUAGCUCAGAAAGGCCAAGGAUGACAGCAUGUCUUCUUGGUGGUUGAAUUAUUUCAACAUUCAAAAAGAUCUGCUGCAGAAAGCAAGAACACCUGAUAGCCAACUGGAGGCUCAGAUAUUCCUAAGUGCCUAACAUGCUGAAUUUAUUCAGGUGGGAGGUGGAUUGAGUUUCUUUUUGCUUUCAACAAAGUAAUUUAUGUGCAGUGAAUUUAUAAUUAAAUGGAGCAAUGCAUCUGUUUUGCUGUUUAGGGCAAAGUCUUAAGUCGGACAGAAUUCUUAAAGGCAUUUCAUUUUGUUUUAUAAUUAUAUCAUAAAAUGACGUUUUUAGUGAUCUUAAACCGUCACAGAUCUGUUCAGUUACUCGUUAUUUUGCCUCUACAGAAUGGUCUUUUUCAUUUAACCCUUGACUUUAAUGUGAGAGAUUGUGGUGUGUGGAUUGUGAGCCACUCAAUUCAUUUCAGCUUCUGGUAUUAUUUUAUUUAUUAACAGUACUGAUCAAAUGGAUUGGUAUGGUUUUGAAGAGUGUGUAUUAUUAAGUUAACCAUACAUUCCAUAUUUUGGCUUUGACAUUUUUAUAUUUAAUAUAACACAUUAAAUCAAACCUGUGAAGCUGAAGGAAUAAAGCAGAUUUUUUGUUUGCUACAAUUAAAUAACUCUUGACACAUCA
Messenger RNA from Myxocyprinus asiaticus (Chinese sucker), 4621 nucleotides. RefSeq names its product V-type proton ATPase 116 kDa subunit a 2-like. Bases 707 to 3250 code for a protein of 847 amino acids. Gene Ontology annotation, biological process: vacuolar acidification; proton transmembrane transport. Gene Ontology annotation, cellular component: plasma membrane; vacuolar proton-transporting V-type ATPase complex; vacuolar proton-transporting V-type ATPase, V0 domain. The transcript is spliced from 20 exons. Lineage: Eukaryota; Metazoa; Chordata; Actinopteri; Cypriniformes; Catostomidae. Gene Ontology annotation, molecular function: ATPase binding; proton-transporting ATPase activity, rotational mechanism. The record is from RefSeq and is a predicted model, not a curated record.